Messenger RNA from Panthera uncia (snow leopard), 966 nucleotides. It is a transcript of the gene TCEAL8, whose product is annotated as transcription elongation factor A like 8. The transcript has 3 exons. Bases 221 to 574 code for a protein of 117 amino acids. Lineage: Eukaryota; Metazoa; Chordata; Mammalia; Carnivora; Felidae. The record is from RefSeq and is a predicted model, not a curated record.
CACGUGAUCAGGAGUCGACGUGUGCAGAAGUCCUUAUAGUCCAGGGCCUGUUUCCCUGUAGCUGCUACGUAUUGCUGGAGAAGGAGAAAAGUGCCCCGGAUCCUUUCAGGACUCUUGGUCUUUGGACGCGACACAGAUCGAGUGAGGGAAGAGGCAGGAAAAUCCCCUGGAUCCCUGCAGAAUUAAUUUAUUCAAAAGAAAUAACAGAAAAAUACUCAACAUGCAAAAGUCUUGUGAAGAAAAUGAAGGAAAACCACAGAACAUGCCAAAGGCAGAGGCAGGCCGCCCUUCAGAAGCUGUACCACAGGAGGCAGAAGGAAAUCCUCAACCUUCCGAAGAAGGUGUAAACCAGGAAGCAGAAGGAAAUCUUAGAGGAGGGCCGACCCAACCUGGCCAGGGGUUUAAAGAGGACACUCCUGUGAGGCAUUUGGACCCUGAAGAAAUGAUAAGAGGAGUAGAUGAGUUGGAAAGGCUUAGGGAAGAGAUAAGAAGAGUAAGAAACAAGUUUGUGAUGAUGCAUUGGAAGCAAAGACAUUCACGCAGCCGCCCUUAUCCUGUGUGCUUUAGGCCUUGAAUUUUUUUGUCUGAUAUUAAAUCUGGCCCCUGCUUUCUUUCUGUUAGCGUUUUCUGAUGUAUCUUUGACUUUCGUUUUAUUUUAAUCAUCUGGUGGAAUUUUUUUUAGGUAGUUCCCUUGUUACCAGCAUCUCACUGGAUUUUGUAUUUUGACCCAUUCUCCAGGUCUGUUUUUCAAUUGGAAAGUUUCACACAUAUGCAUGAAAAUAUAUUCAUACUAUAUUGUAAAGUAAAACAUAACCGGUUAAAAAGCAGUAUAUUUAGUAUCAGCUCACAUAUGUAGGAUUAAAUCCCAAAUUGUGUGUGUGCGUGCGUGUGUAUACAUACAUACAUAUAUCAAAAACUGAUUAUUUCUGUGUAGUGUGAGCUUUUUUCUUUUUGCUUAUAUGUAUU